UACAUUCUAUCGAUUGCUUCGUUAUUUUCAGCCAGCGAUUUCUGUUUCAAGUCGUGUUGUCACCUGUCUUCCAUCGUCUCUCUUCUUCCACGGAAAUUUCCCCGACGUUUUCGACUUGUAUCUAGAUUUAUUGGGGCGUGCGCUCACCUGGACUCCACUUCACCAUCACCUUCCAACGAAAUCUGCAAAGAGAACUAUUUUCCACAAUGCCUGCACUAUGGGAAGAGGUCAUGAGAGAUGAACAUCUGAUUGAAUAUCUCCAGGAGAUUGCUAAAGACACAGCCUUUUUACAUGGAGUGCUGAUGCGGACCAAAGAAACUUCAAACUCACAUGAGGUGGUGAGUUUUGCACAGUUCACAUUGUUUCCCACACGAGUGCCCAGCACUGUCUUUACUCAAGCGCUGACAGUACAGACACAUUUUAACCUGCUGGUGGAUCGGGUCAGUCUGAACCCCUCCUUCUUGAAGGAAUCUCUAGCUAGCACCAUCAAAGCUGAUGAUUUUACAGCCAGACUUUUUAACAUAUACAAACAAGUGCAGCAAGAGGGUCGUGCCCAACCAAUAGUUCUUGGGCUGAAUCGCUUGGACUACAUGUUAGACCAGAGUUCAGAUGGUGUGACAUGCUUAAAGCAGAUUGAAAUCAACACUAUUGCUGUAGGGGGCGCAGGUCUUGCCUCACCGACCCCAGAUGUCCAUCGUCACAUUCUGAAGGUUGCAAACCUGUUAGAGGAACGAAAUCAUAUUCUUGACAACAAUCCAGCAGAAGGUUUUGCGAGAGGUUUGGCAAAGGCCUGGGAGCUCUAUGGAUCUGAAAGCGCAGUGGUGAUGUUUCUGGUUGAGGAUCUCCAGAGGAACAUUUAUGACCAACGAUUUGUAGAAAAUGAGCUGUGGAAGAAAAAUAUUCCUGUAAUCAGAAGACGGUUUGGAGAUCUGUGUAGAACUGGAUAUCUGGAUCAGAACAGGAGACUUUAUGUAGACGGCAAAGAAAUCGCCAUUGUUUAUUUCCGUAACGGAUACAUGCCCCAAAACUACACCUCGGAGCAGAGUUGGGAUGCUCGACUGAUGAUGGAGCGAUCUCUGGCUGUGAAGUGUCCAGACAUCAGCACUCACCUCGCUGGUACCAAGAAGGUCCAGCAGGAGUUGGCCCGAGCUGGCGUUCUGGAGCGCUUCUUUCCAGAUGAACCUGAAACUGUUGCUAAGAUACGGGCUACUUUCACUGGGCUGUACACAUUGGACAUGGGAGAAGAAGGUGAUAAAACUGUGGCAAUGGCUUUGGCAAAUCCAGAUCAGUAUGUCCUCAAACCUCAGAGAGAGGGAGGUGGUAAUAACAUUUAUGGGCAGGAGAUCUGUGAGGUACUGGAGAAAGUGAAGAACUCUAGUGAAAGAACGGCCUACAUCCUGAUGGACAAGAUCCAGCCUGUCCCAUCACAGAACUAUCUGGUCCGGCCCGGAGCUCCUGUUAAACUGAACGAAUGUGUGUGGGAGCUGGGUGUGUUUGGAGUGUAUGUCAGAAAAGGGGAAAAUAUGGCGUUUAAUGAAUGUGUGGGCCACCUGAUGAGGACCAAGAGCUCUGAACAUGCUGAUGGGGGUGUGGCUGCAGGAAUAACAGCUCUGGACAACCCACUUUUGUUCUGAACUAUACUGCCCCCAGUGGACAGAUACAUUAAGGGCAGGGAUUGGUCAUUUUCCAUACGCAGUUGCAGUGUCCCAGUAUUUUACAACAGUUGAAAUCAUGGGUAUUGGAACCAUUGUAUGUGGGUGGGACAGGACAAUGAUAUUGGACUCGCUCACUUUUUUAACGUCUCAUUUACCGCAGGCAGAGCGCCGUCAGUCAAAUCAAUUCCACUUGGAAAUGCUUAAAGGGGUCAUUUGGUGCGACUACGUGUUUUUCUGGUUCCUUUAUGUGGUAUAAGUUGCUCAGGCAUGUAUUAGACACGUAAAAAAAAAACUCUUAGAGUAUUCAACCAAUCACUACACACAAGGUUAACUGGCCAAUCAUAGCACACCUCGCUCUUCAGAGAGGAGCUUUGUAAAAUAUCUGUGCGUUUCAGAGAGGCAGGGCAAAGAUGAGAUACAAACAGGCACGGUAGGGGAAAAUACAGUGUUUUUGAAACUCAAAUCGUGUAUACACAUUACAUUACAUCUAAAACAAACCAUAAUAUUCGUUUAGCCAACUCAUAUGACCCCUUUAAUAAAUUAAACUCCAUAUCGCAAUUUCGCAUCAUACUUGAUUUGCACGGUUCUGCUUCCUCAAAUCCAAUCCUAUCGGAUCAUUCACAGUUCAUACAAAUUAAACUCUAUCCCGCAUUUUAGCUACAGCCUGGAUUUACAAGUUAAAGUUAAAAUCUGAAGAUGCACUUUCUGGGGGAGGACGCGCCCACAUUUCUUGAGACGCCCAUGGUUGAAAAACUUUAAAUAGGAGUUGUGACACUUUCACACAAGGGACAUGCUCUAUUUAUUAGUUAUUUUAUGUAUUGUAGAGAUUUCUUAAGUCCAUUUUAUUCCUCUUAACCUUUUUAGAGCAUGUCUUUAAGAAGUGCUAGGUUGGCCUGGUCACAUGACAGGAAGCAAGAAGUAUAUAUGAAAAUUCCGUGGAUAUAUAUAUAUUAACCUCACUGUCCGCUGGAUCGCACGUCAACUCCGCCACCAUAUUGGUGAGGGCAAAAGCCGACUAUAAAGACAAAUGAGUGAAUGGUGGAGCUGCCAUUUUCUGUAUGAUAUCACAAAAUAGUUUUCAUUUCUCAACUCAUUUUAAUACAGUUCUAUUAACGUGGAGUACGCGGAAACCUUUUGGCUCCCGUUAAAGAUGGUUAUAGACUUGAAAAUGUAUUUAAAUAAAUAAUUAAAUAAUGUAACAUUGGAAUAUAUAAUAUAUACAUACAUAAGAUAUAUAAUAUUUGCAAUUUUAAAGGCAUGACAACAAAUGUAUU
Messenger RNA from Triplophysa dalaica, 2929 nucleotides. Its product is annotated as glutathione synthetase-like. Gene Ontology annotation, cellular component: cytosol. Gene Ontology annotation, biological process: glutathione biosynthetic process. Lineage: Eukaryota; Metazoa; Chordata; Actinopteri; Cypriniformes; Nemacheilidae. The record is from RefSeq and is a predicted model, not a curated record. The transcript has 13 exons. The coding region runs from base 207 to 1634 and encodes 475 amino acids. Gene Ontology annotation, molecular function: glutathione binding; glutathione synthase activity; ATP binding.